This is a messenger RNA of Pipistrellus nathusii (Nathusius's pipistrelle), 372 nucleotides long. The record is from the annotation of a GenBank genome assembly. Lineage: Eukaryota; Metazoa; Chordata; Mammalia; Chiroptera; Vespertilionidae.
AUGGUCUCACAGAGCCUUGUUCUUUUGGCUCACAGAAGACCAGCUGCCUGCUUUAUUGCUGGCAUUAUACAAAUAUACCAAGAGCCCUGUGCCAGGAUGAAUUUUUACUUUUUUGAAGCCAUUGACACAGUUGGAUAUUUUCUAGAAAUAGGAAUGUUAAUUAAAUAUGACUGGAGUUGGAAGGGCUACGGAAGGAAUGUAUUUCACUUCACAUCUUGUAUUGAACCUGAUUUGACUCUCUUCUAUUCCCUACUGUGCAUUCAGUGGAAUGGUAAACAGGUCACCUCCGACCUCUUCAGGAAGUGCAAUCUUGUCCCAGCCUUGGGAAAACUGUCAUGCCUGGUUUUCAUCCUUUCAGGAAAAAAAUGUUAA